AUGGUAGUGGAAAGCCUGGGGAGAAUUUCGCCGAGAAAUUUCGGUUUUGAAGCCAAAAUCGUGACACGCCAGAUGCUGGAGCUGCUUCUCCGGGCUGGCUCAAACAUCAACGCGCAGAACAUCGUGGGGGAUGCGCCGUUGCACAAAGCCGCUCUGAACGGUAGGGCCCUAUCGGCGGACUAUCUCAUCCGCGCGGGGGCCAACGUUAACAUCAGGAACGAGUUCGCUCAGACUCCGCUGCACGCCGCGUGCGUUAGCGGGAACAUCGACGUGGUGCAGAGGCUGGUGCAAGGCGGGGCAGACACCGGUGCCCAGGACGCGGCUGAGGACACUCCGUUUCACGAGGCGUGUCGCCACCAGUACGAGGGCAUCGUGGUCUACUUGAUGGGGCUGGUGAACAACCCGGAGACAAGUCAGGGGCUCAAGCUCUGGGAAGGGUUGGAUCCCUCCUGGGAGAAAAUGCUCCGGUCUCGUGCGCAGGCCCGCGUUGAGGACGGCACGGAAGAAGACGUAGGCAAGCCGCAGGAGAUGAGCACGGCGGCUGCGGCGGCCGGCCUCAGCUCCGUCCGGCUGGGCGUAACCACGCCUUCGACGACCCGCAACUCCCUCAGGUCUUCCGAGUCGGCGAUGGGUCUUGGCGUGUCCAACCGUACGCCGGCCAGGCGGGACGUGUUUUCAACCUCCGGCAGCAGGGAUCGAGGCGGCGGCGGGGGGGAUACCGCGGCGCCUACCCGGGAAAGGAAGAUGAUGAUGCCUCCUCGCGGAGAGACGGCAAGCACUAAGGGGUCUACCAAGGAGAGGAAGAUAAUGUCGGCGCCAAGCGCGGCGCAGGUUCAGCCUGGCGUGCAUCAUCAGCGGACAACGGCGCGAAAUCGCGGCUCAGAUAGCGCUGCGCCGGCAGCAGGCACCGCGAUGAGUUCGUCGGAUGGCGCCCGUGUCGACGGCACUCGUAGUGGGAGCCGGCCGAGUUCUGCCACGAGACGGAGACGUCGGAGCAGGGAGGGCGAUGCUCCCCCCGGGGAGACAUCGCCCCGCGUGUUUUCGAAUGGUGCCGCUGACGUACUCGCCUGGCAGGCGACCAAGGUCAAAAGCGCCAAGCAGGGGAGAUUGAUCGAGAAGGCUAGGGAGGCGCUUCGCGAGACGGAACACGAGGCGGAAAUGGCCAGGUCAAGGUCCAUGACCUCCCUAGGCGACGACGAGGGGUCGAUCGACACCUGCAAUACCGCCGAUUCCCCUACGACUGUCGGCAGCCGUAGCAGCCGCCGGGGAGAACGACGCCAGCGCAGAGCGAUCAGCCCGGCGGCUAAGCCGGCCGAGACGCUGGAGGUGUCUGACCUGGACGCUGAUGGCAAUCCUCAGUCGAGAAGGGUUAACGCUAACGCUAGCGCUGCGGCCGAUCUGUCUGACGCGGAGUCCCAGCCAAGCCGCGGGUCGAGAAGGGUGAAGCCUGUCGCGACCAACGGGACGGGGGGCGCGGCGGCGGGGGCGGCGGCGGCAGCAGAAGCUGCUGCGGAUGACGCGAGGGGACGGGCGGUGUCCCCCGUCAUGCCGACGCCCCCGCGUGCAGAAGGCAGGGACGACGUUAACGGACACGCGCCACCGCGUGAAAGCGGCCGCCGCCAGUCGGCCCGCCUGGCUAAGGGCCAAGUCGUGAGCGUCCGAUCCCCGGUGGCUAGGGUAUCCCGCCGGCCCUCCGGAUUCUCCAAGGCGGACGACGUGGACGGCAGGGGCCGAAGAUCAUCGCGGCGCGGCAGCAGCUCCCGGUCUGCUGCUGCUGCUACGUCGUCGUCGGCGGCUGGCUCGGGCGAGGGUGGUGGGGACGCCGGGGGUCCCCGGAGGUCUAGCGGCGGCUCGUGCUCGUCGAGGGGCCCCGGCGACCACGGACAAAGCCCCAACAAGCACGGAGGGGGAGAGUCUCGGAGCGCGACGGCGGCGGCGGCCCGGCCACGGCGCUCCAAGAAGGAGGGGGUACGCGCCGAGAACGGUGAGGGAGGGGGCGGGCGGUCGCCGUCCGCGCGGCGCGAGAGGCACCGCAAGAGGGGCGAAGACGCCACGGGGGUGGGUGGGCGUUCUUCUCCCAGUGGCGGCGGCGGCGGCGGCAGCAGCAGGAGAAAGUCCCGAUCGUCACGAGGAGAAGGCGGGGAGUCUUCGAGCAGGAAGAGCGUCGGCGGCAGCGGCAGCAGCAGCAGGAGGCGCGACACGAAGGCGACGACGUCGUCCUCGUCAUCUCGUCGCAGUCAACGGGAGGGCUCAGACGGGCACGCUACGACCGCCGCGCCCACCACGCAGGCGCCGGCGCCGGCGCCGGCGAGCAGUAGCCCGGCGCACUCUCGGGCGACUGCUGGUGCUUUUCCUGCCACGAGCGUUCCGAAGGCAUCUCACGAGUCUCGCAGUCACUCGGGGAACAGGGCGUCGUCGUCGAGAGCGAAGGAGGGAACAGGAACGUCAUCGAGGACGAAGGAAGGCAGGGAGAGGAGAACGCCUGCCGCCUCGAGCCCGGGGGGAAGGUUGUAUGCAACAGCGCCCAGGCAGCGCCAGAGUAGCCCGGACCUGUGCCCGCCCACCUGGGCGUCCAACGUUCCGUCGUCGACUCUGGAAGACGCGUCGCGCAAGCGGGUGGUCGCUUCUGAUUUUCCAGCCAGGCGAGUCGUCAGCCCUUACAACUCCAGGAAGCGGGAGCCUCCAGCUGGUGGCCGCCGCACCCGCUCAAGCGCCUCCCCGACGCGCUCCUCGUCUCCCCGACGCCGUUCUGCUCUCCCGCCACCCGCUUCGCGCCCGGUCGAGAAGGAGAUCGACCCCCAGGGAGAGGGUGCCGAGCGUGAAGUCGUUGUCAACGGCAGCUCUCACGCGAGCUCCUUCCCCACUGAGACGGCGGGUGACGACGAAAGUCUCCCGGAAGCAGCGACGGCGGCUGCCGAGGCGAAACCCGCCGGUACCUUCAACAGCAGUGCUGUCCCGGGAGCGGCAUCGGCGAGGAGUACUUGGGAGGCGAAGCCCACCGCCGCCGCAAAUGGUGUGGCGACUGCGGCGGCUGUUGGAGAUGGCGUUGUGCAGGCAUCGCCCGCUAGGAGCUCAGCUGCAGGCGCAGAGUCUGAAGGUCCUCCUCUGAUUGACGCGCUGUUGAUGGAGAAGAAGAAGGCGACGGACGGCGACAGCACUGCUGCGCGAGCGGAGAAGGAAGAGGGACUGCGCGAGGAACGGGAGGAUCGCGCGGCGUGCACGGCUUCGACGAAAAGCAACCCUAGGCGGUCCUUCACAGCGAUCGAAACAUCCAAGUCCAUUGUGUUCUCGGACUCGGACUCGGACUCGGAGGUUGACAACGACGGCUCCAAGAGGGGGUCGAACGGAAGCCCGAACGAAAGCCCGACCUCUGGUGGGGACGUGCGGCCCAUGGCCGCGUUGUCGGCUGUGUCGACGGUGUUUGCGCGACAGCGCAGCGACGACAAGAAAGGGGAAACUGUGGUGCUCGGCAACAAACAAGCCGACAGCAGCGUCAGCAGCGCUGUUUCCGCCGAGGUGUUGGAUUCUGACAGCAAGGCUGACGAUCCCGCCGCCUCCGUGUCGCGAUCGGAGGAGGAGGAGGCAGGGUCUGGCGAUGAAGGAGGUACUGCGACAACAGCGUCGAAGGAAGACAGGCAGGGCUUGCCAUCCUAUCAGGACGCUUUGGCGGCGGGGGCGGCUGCGGCGGCGGCGGUCCAUCGCCCGGCUGGGCCUGACAUGGGCCCAGAAGCUGUCUACGACGGAGCAGCGGCGCCGGCGGAGGGAGAAGGGCGAGGUACGGUUGAGCCUAGCCCUGCACCGCAAAAUUAUUUGAGACCCCUUCCUUCAUCGACCUUACCGAGCACGAUGGCGGUUUUGGCGGGCGGCAGCGGCGGCGGCGGCGGCGGCGGCGGGAGGCCACGGUCCUCGGCGCUGGGAAGGCCAGGCAUGCCGUCCGCGAAGGGAGAGUCGGAGGAAUCGGCUGCCGCGGCGGACGGCGACGGCGAGCGAGAGGAGAAGGAAGGCGUCGAAGCUUCUUCCGGGGAAGGAGACGCAGGAGUGGGAGCCAGCGGCUCCAAGGCGGGCAACGCCGUCGCUGCUGCUUCCGGGAACCACGCGGCAACGCUAGCCGCCAAGGGUCCCCGGGGGUUCACCAAUCCCGCCCAGAGCCAGGAGGGGCCUAACAAGGGACCCGCCGGGGCGUUUUCAGGGAACUCCAUGUGGCGUUUGGCCGGGGGGACGGCAGCGGGAGCCGGUCGCGCACGGUCCGGGGUCGCCGCCAACGGUCACGGAGGCUACUCCAACCCUCUUGCGGCGAUGCGAGCGGCAGGAAGCGGCGGCGGCGCGGAGACGAGCUCUGGGGGGGGGGGAGCGGGGGGCGGGGUGGCAAACCCUCUGGCGGGGCUGCGGGGAGCGGCGAGCAUGGGCGGCGCCGGAGUCUCGAACCCGUUGGCGCGAGGGAGGGGGGUGAGAGCCGGCGGCAGUAUAGCUGGCGGGAUGGCGAACCCUAUGCUCCGCAGCGGCGGCGGCGAUAUGGGCGGCCUCGCGAGAGGAAUCGGUGGGGGGGUUCCGUCGUUUUCUUCUUCCGUUGGGACCACCGGCCGUACGGCACCGCCGCCGCCGCCACCCCGCGAUGACGAGGGGUCGUUAUCGCCCGGGCCGGCCACAAUGCCGCCGCUUUCGUCUUCUCCCACGGAGAUGGGCAGGGCCCCCGCUAUACCCGCCGCGAUGUCCUGGGGUCCUUCUCCGUCCUCCGCGGACACGACCGCAGCUGCUGCUGGAGACGAUGGUGAUGCUACAGAGGCGGCGGCGUCCACAGGCGGCGGCGGCGGCGAGGGAAACGCGGCGAUGAGACGAGGUGGGGGGUCAGAGCGGCCGCCUACCGAGUUCAGAGCGAUCGGCAGCAACGGGUCGUGGCCUACGGAUGGCGCUUUGGUUCCCCCGAGAAGGCGGGCGGCGUCCAGGGGGGCGCAGCCGCACAGCAUGACCGAACGAGACCCGGGCCAGGAGAAGGUUGGCGGCCUUGUGAAGGCCUUGCAACAACCCGACGCGUCGGGGUUGCGGCUAUUGCUUCACAACAGGCACAACCCCGACCUAUCGGCCUCGGGCUCGAGUCUGUCCAACCUCGGGGAGAAGGGGCUUGUGAAACUGCGCCGCGCAAAGUACUCCCCGCGACCCGCAGCCCCCGGCCUGCUGGACCCGAAGGAAACGGAAGUCGACGCCGACGCGUGA
Ectocarpus siliculosus is the source of this 5211-nucleotide messenger RNA. The record is from the annotation of a GenBank genome assembly. NCBI's taxonomy places the organism in Eukaryota, Phaeophyceae, Ectocarpales, Ectocarpaceae.